Messenger RNA from Serinus canaria (Common canary), 447 nucleotides. RefSeq lists its product as uncharacterized. Bases 1 to 447 code for a protein of 148 amino acids. Lineage: Eukaryota; Metazoa; Chordata; Aves; Passeriformes; Fringillidae. The record is from RefSeq and is a predicted model, not a curated record. The transcript has a single exon.
AUGGGUGCUCCCGCUGCCCUCGGGAACGGGCCCCCGCCCCGGGCAGUGCGGCUGGGCGGGCGGGGGGACCGACCGACGGAUGCACCGCGUGUGGGGCGGCAGCCGGACGGCGGGCUGGCUCCUGUCAGCGGCCGGCUCCGCGACCACCCUUGGGCUCCUCCAGCCUUCACGCUGGCCUCGGGGACGGAGACAGACGAGGAGGUGCGAUGUCAGCGCUGUCCCUUCCGACCUGCCCCAUCCUCACCGUCACCCUCGAGGCGGGGGAGGCGGCACGGCCACCGCCUGCUCCCCACCCGAGCGGGCCGGCGGAGCAGGUGCGGGGUCCCUGCCGUGAGGGGGGCGCUCCCCAUCGUCACCGGGGCGCGAGGGGCGGCCGGUCCCUGCCCGCCGCAGUGCUGGGGCUGCUCCCCUCGCAGCGGGGAGGAGGAAAGCGCCGAGCCGCGGUGA